AUGUUGGUAAAGAGAUUUCGAGUUCAACUCAACCAUGUGAUAUAAAAUGAUAAAGUACACUAUUAAAUCACAGUUAUAAAUUUAAAUAAUGAAAAAGAAAUAAAAACUACUACUAAUCGAUAUUCGUAAUUAAAAGAUUUUCAUGAUCAAUUGCAUAAAAAUAUUACUCUCUUAAAACUAUAAUUAUAAUUACCAUAAUUUCCAGGAAGAUCUCUUUUUAACAAAACUAAUAAGAAUGAAGAAAGAAUUAAGCAAAGACAAUUUGAAUUAGAAUCUUAUUUUAAUGAACUUUUUAGCAUAGAUAAAAUACUUAGUUUAACACCAGUUCAAUAAUAUUUACCUAUAGAGAAUGAUCCAAAAUAAUAGUAAAAUAUAUAUAAUAUUAUUAGAAUGAAUAUUAGUAUUAAGAUUGAAAACUAUGUAAUUUAUGAUGACGUAGUUGUAUAUUCUCUACGUUUCAAGAAUAAUUUAACAAAUGAAGAAUGGUUAUAUAAAUAAAGGUAUUCUGAAAUUAAAAAUAUUCAUGAUGCACUUAUUGAUCAAGGAUUUAAAAACAAGUUGCCAUCAUUUCCAACACGGAAAUUAUUUGGAUAAACUAAUGAAAAUCCAGGUAAAAUUUUAUAUAAUUAUAAUAAGAAACUAUUGAAAAAAGAAGAGAAGACUUAGAAACAUAUUUGAAUGCUUUGUUCUCUAUUCAAGAAAUACAAGAAAGUUAAAUAAUUCAAUUUUUUAUAUCAGAUUCCAAAAAAUAUCACGAAAAGAAUUUAAAACUUGAGGAAUUAAAAAAAUCAUCUACACUUAAAACUAAAGGUGACCUAAACCAAAGAGUCAAAGAGAUUUCAAAGAAAUCUAACCUUUAAAUCUACUAAAAUAAAUGA
Paramecium pentaurelia is the source of this 878-nucleotide messenger RNA. The record is from the annotation of a GenBank genome assembly. NCBI's taxonomy places the organism in Eukaryota, Ciliophora, Oligohymenophorea, Peniculida, Parameciidae.